This is a messenger RNA of Pseudoliparis swirei, 2087 nucleotides long. RefSeq names its product E3 ubiquitin-protein ligase TRIM21-like. The record is from RefSeq and is a predicted model, not a curated record. The transcript is spliced from 9 exons. The coding region runs from base 1 to 1671 and encodes 556 amino acids. Gene Ontology annotation, molecular function: zinc ion binding; protein binding. NCBI's taxonomy places the organism in Eukaryota, Metazoa, Chordata, Actinopteri, Perciformes, Liparidae.
AUGGCCUUUGCGUUGUCCGAGGAGCAGUUCCGGUGCGUCAUAUGUCUGGAUAUCUUUCACAACCCCGUCUCCACCCCGUGUGGCCAUAACUUCUGCCUGACGUGCAUCAAACGUUUCUGGGACACGAGACACAAGUCGGAGUGUCCGCUGUGCAAAGAGGCCUUCAAAACCCGCCCGGUUCUGAGGAUCAACGUAGGACUGAAAGACAUCACCGAGAAGUUUAAAGAGUCUAUCAGGGGCCGGCCAGCAUACAAGAAGACAUUGAGGAGAGGGAUGCCGCCAAGAGAGAUUUCCAAAGAGGACGUCCCGUGUGACAGCUGUACGGGAAACACCUUGAUGUCGGUCAAGUCGUGCUUCGUGUGCCAGCUGUCUUACUGCAACGAGCACCUGAAGCCUCACCUGACUGACCCGGUGUUGACGAAGCACAGCCUCACCGAUCCGGCCACCUUCGCCACCAGCAACCUCUGCCGAACUCACAACAAGCCCCUGAAUAAGUUUUGCAAGCGGGAUCAGACGCCGAUUUGCAUAAGGUGCAGAGAGUUGGAGCACAAACACCACGAAACGGUCUCGAUAGAGAAGGAGAGCAAGAAGCUCCGGAUUCAGAUUAAGAAAAUCGAAGGAGAGUUCCAUGAAAAGGUCCAGAUCAGACUCGGUAAACUUAAGGAGCUCAACGCUUCAUCGGAGUCGAGCAAGAUAAAUAAAGAACAUGAGAUAGAAAAAAGCAUUCAGGUCGUCACCAGGGUGGUGAGCGUCAUCGAGAAAAACCAGGCGGCGCUCAUCGCGGAGAUCGAGAAGAAGCAGGAAGCGGCCGACAUAACGGAGACGAGGCUUCGCAAGGAGCUCAGGCAGGAAAUCGUCGAACUCCAGAGGAGAAUGAGUGAACUGCAGCUCCUGGAGCACACCGACGACAAUCUCCACCUCCUGCAGUGUUUUCCCCUUCUGAGCGCUCCGAUGUUGGGCAGGAACUGGUCUGAGGUCAGAGUCCACUCGGCCAGCUACAUGGGGCCAGUGAGGAGAGCGUUCACCAAGCUGGUGGAAGUGUGCCACGAACUUGAAAAGAAGAUGUCUGCAGAAGAAAUGAGUACGGUGUAUCAAUACGCAGUAGACGUGACUCUGGAUCCAGUGACGGCUUCGGGCUGGCUGAGUCUGUCUGCAGAUGGGAAGCAGGUGAGCCUCAGCCAGCAGCAGAAGAAACCCUCCCCACCUGACGACCAACGCAGGUUCGACGCCUGCGUCUCCGUUCUGGGGAAACAAUGCUUCACCUCUGGCAAACAUUACUGGGUGGUUCAGGUUAGCGAUAAAACCGACUGGGAUCUGGGCGUGGCCAGGGAGUCCAUCAACAGGAAGGGGACCAUCACGGUGCGCCCCGAUAACGGUUAUUGGGCGAUCUGUCGGCGCCAAGGCGGCAGUCUCAGCGCCUGCGCCCGCCCCUCCGUCACCCUCCGCCUCCAGGAAACGCCCCAUGAAGUGGGCGUGUUCCUGGACUACGACGAAGGAUCGGUGUCCUUCUACGACGCCGAGGCCAAGACCCACAUUUACACUUUCAGCGGGUGUGACUUCAACGAGCCCAUGUACCCGUAUUUAAACCCCUGUCUCCAUGACAACGGGAAAAACACCGCCCCGCUGAUCAUCUGCCCCGUUGAGGUCGAGGGAAAUGGGACGGUACUUUAAAAAACGAGCGCCUGCAGGCCCCGCCCCCUCCCCGAACAAGAAAAUAUAAGUUCCCGACGUUCUUUUUUGAGUCAAAUUGCUCAUCGUGACCACCGAUGAAGGCGGGACCAUCUGAAGGAGGUCGGCCAGCUAAGUGUUAUCUUAAGGAACGAAUCUUUUAUUACAAAGAUUACAGUAUUACCCCGAUGACUUGGCCAUGUUUACUCGUGUGUGGAUCCGGAGGUGAGAGAUGCUCCAUGUAAAAAAAAAGUAUAUAAAUAGCCAGUGACAACAAGUAUUGGUGCUUUGUUUGAGGGCUUUUGGGGGCUUUUUUGUUUUUUGGGGGGGCUUUUUUUUUCCCACUCCUUUUUGUAUCAUCCGUUUCUUGUAAUCAUUCACAAUCUUGUAAAAACAUUCAAAUUAAACAAUAAAACUGG